GCCCGCGGCGCCCGUGGAGUCGGGCAGGGGGCGCUACGCUCGCCGCGCUCUGAGGGGCGGCCGGGCCGGGCGCUGCGCACUCGCGUCGGGAGCCGCCUCUCGCCCGCCACGCUCGCCCCUGCUCCCCGCCAGCAUCACUUGUCCCGCGGCCGCGCUCCGACAACAAAAGCGGAGGAUGCUGCAGCUGGGCAAGGUCAGGACCUUGCUCUGAAGCCGGGCGGCGGCGCGCACGCCUUUCCCCCGACUGAGGAGCUGUCUUUGGCGGCGGGUGCAUGUUCGCCAGGAAGCAGUCGGGCGCCGCGCCGUUCGGAGCUAUGCCUGUCCCAGACCAGCCUCCUUCAGCCUCAGAGAAGACCAGCUCCUUGAGCCCAGGCUUGAACACCUCCAAUGGGGACGGCUCUGAGACAGAGACCACUUCUGCCAUCCUUGCCUCCGUCAAAGAACAGGAAUUACAGUUUGAAAGGCUGACCAGAGAGCUGGAGGCUGAACGCCAGAUCGUGGCCAGCCAGCUGGAGCGAUGCAAGCUUGGCUCGGAGACUGGAAGCAUGAGCAGCAUCAGUUCAGCAGGAGAGCAGUUCCAUUGGCAGACACAAGAUGGACAGAAAGACAUCGAAGAUGAGCUUACAACAGGCCUGGAGCUGGUGGACUCCUGCAUCCGCUCUCUGCAGGAGUCAGGAAUACUCGACCCGCAGGAUUACUCCACCGGUGAAAGACCCAGCCUGCUCUCCCAGAGUGCACUUCAGCUCAAUUCCAAACCUGAAGGGUCUUUCCAGUAUCCGGCCAGCUACCAUAGCAACCAGACCCUGGCCCUGGGUGACACAGCCCCUUCUCAGCUCCCAGCACGCAGCACACAAGCCCGAGCUGCCGCCCAGAGCUUCAGCCAGGGCACGACCGGUCGCGCGGGGCACCUGGCGGGGUCCGAGCCUGCACCGCCACCUCCGCCUCCGCGGGAGCCGUUCGCGCCCAGCCUGGGCAGCGCCUUCCACCUGCCCGACGCGCCGCCCGCCGCCGCCGCGCUCUACUACUCCAGCUCCACGCUGCCAGCGCCGCCGCGCGGGGGCUCCCCGCUGACCGCCACGCAGGGCGGCUCGCCCACCAAGCUGCAGCGCGGAGGCUCGGCCCCUGAGGGUGCCGCCUACGCCGCGCCGCGAGGCUCCUCGCCCAAGCAGUCGCCCAGCCGCCUGGCCAAGUCCUACAGCACCAGCUCGCCCAUCAACAUCGUCGUGUCCUCGGCCGGCCUGUCCCCGAUCCGCGUGACCUCGCCCCCCACCGUGCAGUCCACCAUCUCCUCUUCGCCCAUCCACCAGCUGAGCUCCACCAUCGGCACCUACGCCACCCUGUCGCCCACCAAGCGCCUGGUCCACGCGUCCGAGCAGUACAGCAAGCAUUCGCAGGAACUGUAUGCCACGGCCACCCUCCAGAGGCCGGGCAGCCUGGCAGCUGGGUCCCGAGCCUCAUACAGCAGCCAGCAUGGGCACCUGGGCCCUGAACUGCGGGCCCUGCAGUCCCCAGAGCACCACAUAGACCCCAUCUAUGAAGACCGUGUCUAUCAGAAGCCUCCUAUGAGGAGUCUCAGCCAGAGCCAGGGGGACCCUCUGCCGCCAACACACACUGGCACCUUCCGCACGAGCACAGCCCCAUCUUCCCCCGGUGUCGACUCCGUCCCCUUGCAGCGCACAGGCAGCCAGCACGGGCCACAGAAUGCCGCCGCAGCCACCUUCCAGAGGGCCAGCUACGCUGCUGGCCCAGCCUCCAACUACGCUGACCCCUACCGACAGCUGCAGUACUGUCCCUCCGUUGAUUCUCCGUACAGCAAAUCGGGCCCUGCCCUCCCACCCGAAGGCACCUUGGCCAGAUCCCCAUCCAUUGACAGCAUUCAGAAAGAUCCCAGGGAGUUUGGAUGGAGAGACCCGGAGCUGCCUGAAGUGAUACAGAUGUUGCAGCAUCAAUUCCCUUCCGUUCAAUCCAAUGCCGCAGCUUACUUGCAACACCUCUGUUUCGGAGACAAUAAAAUUAAAGCAGAGAUAAGGAGACAAGGAGGCAUACAGCUCCUGGUGGACCUGCUGGAUCACAGGAUGACGGAAGUCCACCGUAGUGCCUGUGGGGCUCUGAGGAACUUGGUAUAUGGGAAGGCUAAUGAUGACAACAAGAUCGCCCUGAAAAACUGUGGUGGCAUCCCAGCGCUGGUGAGACUGCUUCGCAAGACCACAGACCUGGAGAUCCGGGAGCUGGUCACAGGAGUCCUGUGGAACCUCUCAUCAUGUGAUGCACUCAAGAUGCCAAUCAUCCAGGAUGCCCUGGCGGUGUUGACCAACGCGGUGAUCAUCCCCCACUCGGGCUGGGAAAACUCACCUCUUCAGGACGAUCGGAAAAUACAGCUGCAUUCAUCACAGGUGCUGCGCAAUGCCACUGGGUGCCUAAGGAAUGUAAGUUCAGCUGGAGAGGAGGCCCGCCGGCGGAUGCGGGAGUGUGAUGGGCUCACGGAUGCCUUGCUGUACGUGAUUCAGUCUGCACUGGGGAGCAGUGAGAUCGAUAGCAAGACCGUUGAAAACUGUGUGUGCAUCUUGAGGAACCUCUCCUACCGGCUAGCAGCAGAAACGUCUCAGGGACAGCACAUGGGCACAGAUGAGCUGGACGGGCUGCUCUGUGGGGAGGCCAACGGCAAGGAUGCAGAGAGUUCCGGGUGCUGGGGCAAGAAGAAGAAGAAAAAGAAAUCCCAGGACCAGUGGGAUGGAGUAGGACCUCUUCCAGACUGUGCAGAACCACCCAAAGGGAUCCAGAUGCUGUGGCACCCAUCCAUAGUCAAACCCUACCUCACACUGCUCUCUGAGUGCUCAAAUCCAGACACGCUGGAAGGGGCAGCAGGCGCCCUGCAGAACUUGGCUGCAGGGAGCUGGAAGGGCUGGGCUGAGGAUGUGGCAGGCAUGGCGUAUGCCCUACGUUCACUGCCAGAGGGGGCUCCCUGCCUGCCACAGUGGUCUGUCUAUAUCCGAGCCGCUGUCCGGAAAGAGAAAGGCCUGCCCAUCCUUGUGGAGCUCCUCCGAAUAGACAAUGACCGUGUAGUGUGUGCAGUGGCCACGGCGCUCCGGAACAUGGCCUUGGAUGUCAGAAACAAGGAGCUCAUCGGCAAAUACGCCAUGCGAGACCUGGUCCACCGGCUUCCUGGAGGGAACAACAGCAACAACGCGGGGAGCAAGGCCAUGUCAGAUGACACCGUGACAGCCGUGUGCUGCACCCUGCACGAAGUGAUCACCAAGAACAUGGAGAAUGCCAAGGCCUUACGGGAUGCUGGCGGCAUCGAGAAGUUGGUCGGCAUCUCCAAAAGCAAAGGAGAUAAGCACUCUCCAAAGGUGGUUAAGGCUGCGUCUCAGGUCCUCAACAGCAUGUGGCAGUACCGAGAUCUGAGGAGUCUCUACAAAAAGGAUGGAUGGUCACAAUAUCACUUUGUAGCCUCAUCUUCAACCAUUGAGAGGGAUCGACAAAGGCCCUACUCCUCCUCCCGCACACCCUCCAUCUCUCCUGUGCGUGUGUCUCCCAACAACCGCUCAGCAAGUGCCCCAGCUUCACCUCGGGAAAUGAUCAGCCUCAAAGAAAGGAAAACGGACUAUGAGUCCACUGGCAACAAUGCCACCUACCACGGAACUAAAGGAGAACACACUUCCAGAAAAGACGCCAUGACAGCUCAAAACACUGGAGUCUCAACUUUGUAUAGGAAUUCCUACGGUGCGCCCGCUGAAGACAUCAAACACAACCAGGUUUCAGCACAGCCUGUCCCCCAGGAGCCCAGCAGGAAAGACUAUGAGACCUACCAGCCGUUUCAGAAUUCCACACGAAAUUACGACGAGUCCUUCUUUGAAGACCAGGUCCACCACCGCCCUCCAGCCAGCGAGUACACCAUGCACCUGGGCCUCAAGUCCACGGGCAACUAUGUCGACUUCUACUCUGCUGCCCGCCCUUACAGCGAACUGAACUACGAAACGAGCCACUACCCGGCCUCGCCCGACUCCUGGGUGUGAGGGGGAGGAGCCAGGCCACGAGCGCGCGAGGCACUCCGGGAACAGUGCAUGUGCAUGCGUACCACGGGACAUUCCGUUUCUUUUCUUUUCCUUUUUUCUCCCCCCUGCAGAUUUAGUUUGUUAAAGCCUGUUCCAUAGGAAGGCUGUGAUAACCAGAAAGAAAUACUCAGAGCUAUUUUAGAAAGCGAAACGAAUCGAGAGUUAACUGGGAAAUCGAGAGGAGGCUAAGCGCCCUCCUAAAUGUGACCAUAUUCAACACCUUUCUAGUUUGAACUGUAGAGGUUUCGAAGUGCUUUAUAUGCCAUGUGGCUGAAGGAAGGAGGGAGGAGACGGUCAGGGUGGUGGGCGUGGAGGUUAUCGCUAAGCACAAGACGGAAUAGUUUCCACUAUGGGGGACGGCUUCUCACGCUUCGUUACUCCCUUCAUCCGUGUGACUCUAGGCUUCCAGUUGCAUUGGGGUUUCUCUGUACAGCAAGACGUCUCUUGCCUUUUGUUAAUGCAUUGUUGUAAAGUAUUCGAUGUACAUUACAGAUUAAAGAAGAAGACAGCAUUGUGUAUAUUACACCAAUGCCGCCGUGUUUCCUCAUCAAUGGUUCUAAAUAUUGCUUCAACUUCAAACUUUUGAAAGAUGUAUGGAUUUCCAGUUUUCUUUUCUUUUCUUUCUCCCAGUAUGUUUUAACAAAAAAGAAGAAAAAAAAAACAGGAAAAAAAAGGAAUAUUUAGCAGUAUUGUUCGUUCUGAUGUGUGAUGUUUGUGGCAACUAAACAAGGCAUCCAGCAGUUUCUCACAGCUAACACGUCAUUCCACAUCCUUGUCAACAAAGUGCUUUUUCACUGCCCAGAAUUUUAGAUGUAGAUAUUUGAAAUAGAUUUUUUUUCAUUUAUACCAGUUUUCUUUAUGAUGAUACAGUGUUAAAAGAAAAUAAAUUACAAUUGAUCUGUCAUCCAUACUUGCUAAGAAUGUCUGUUUCCAUGGACCAACCUUACAAAAUACGCAUUCUUGCUUGUGUGUCUGUGCGUGUGUGGGUGUGUGUAUGUCGGUGUAUGUGUAAUGCCCUGUGUGGGAUUUUCUUUGGAUAGAAGCGACUUCACCUGCUGUCCAUCUUGUCCAGGCCUUUUGUUGUCCCAGCAUCCGUGUGCAUCGGUUUGUUCCUUUUGUAAUGUAUCUACUCUUCUAGUGGCUCAGGAUAUUAGCCCAGCUGGAGGAAAGUAGGGUUCUCACAUGUCCACACAUUCUUGGGUACCAACUCUUUCUACAGGUCAACCCCUUCCACAUUUUAUGCCCUCGGAACAUGCUAAACCAUGGCCAACUCGGUAGUUUCCCUUUGGGGCCAAUUACUUGAAGUCUCCAUAGAAGAUGUCAACUGCUCGCCUUAUACCCUCUCCGACGUUUCUGUUCAUGUGGCAGGGAGCAGUAGACAAUUAUGGGCUAGAUGAUUUAAAACUGAACUUGAAGCUAAUGUUAGACUAGUGGUUAACAGAGCUAAGAAAUAAGGCUAACCA
Messenger RNA from Alexandromys fortis (reed vole), 5518 nucleotides. It is a transcript of the gene Ctnnd2, whose product is annotated as catenin delta 2. NCBI's taxonomy places the organism in Eukaryota, Metazoa, Chordata, Mammalia, Rodentia, Cricetidae. Gene Ontology annotation, molecular function: cadherin binding. Gene Ontology annotation, cellular component: postsynaptic density; plasma membrane; nucleus. Bases 273 to 4016 code for a protein of 1247 amino acids. The record is from RefSeq and is a predicted model, not a curated record. The transcript has 23 exons. Gene Ontology annotation, biological process: dendritic spine morphogenesis; cell-cell adhesion; cell-cell junction assembly.